AUGCCGCUCGAAGACCUCCCGACCGAGCUGAUAGUCCGCGUCCUCAGCUCGGCCAGCUCGCUAGCCGACUUGAAAGCGCUGGCGGGCGCGUCGCGGCGCCUCUACGCCGUCUUCCAGCGCGAGAAAGCCGCGCUCAUCUACCAGGCGCUCGCCGCCGAGCUCGGCCCCGUCCUCGCCGACGCGCUCGGGCUCGGCCCCAUCCUUGCCUUCGACGCAUCAUCUGACGCCGCCAACCUCGCGCCGCUGCGCGAGGCCGUGGCCCGCUACGGCGAGUACCUGGAGGGAACCAGCCACACCCCGCCGCCGCGCCGCGCAUCCCUGGACGACGUGCUCGGGCUGGUCUGCUGGUACCGCUUCGUCGCGGACAUGGCCGACACGUACGUCGCCUACACGCUCAGGAUUGCCGAGCGCGCGGUUCGACUGGUUGCUGCUCCGGAGCCCAGCCGCGCGGUCCAACUGGCUGCUGCUCCGCCCAGCCGCGCAGAGCGGCUGAGGGCGCUGCGGGCCUUCUACCGCCGGCUGAUGCUCGAGCACGUGUGGCACGUCCGCAACAACUGGGUCCGCCGGCCGCUGCUGGCGCCGCGUAUCGUCAAGUUGGACCAGAUCAUCCGCCGGCUCAUUACCCUGUGGGCGCCCUGGGAGCUGCAGCAGGUCGUCUGCGCCUAUUUGUAUACCGGCGGGCAGAGAUCUGCGGUGUUGCACCCGCUGGUGUGGCUCGAUACUAUCUCCCGAGACUCCGAAGAGGAAGUAGCCAGGUUCCGGAACCGCUUGCGGCUCGAGUCUCUUAGUGCAGUUGACGAAGGCCCCUACGCUCUUCGUCGGGUCCCGGCGCAGCUCCGCUUCGACGGCGACCACGUUGCGACCGUGCCGUUCGCCUGGGUGGAUGCCUUCGACGGCGAGUACCUGUACGACUUCUUCGCGUAUCGAAACAUGAUCCAACGCAGAGGAAAGCGUGCCGAGAGCCUCUGGUGCCUCUUCGGCUUCGUCAUGUGGGACGCCCCCCGCGUCGCCGCUCUCAAGGAGACUCCGCUGCUGUCGGUUUGCGAGACGGGUUGGGCACGCUGGCCCUACUGA
Molecule: messenger RNA, 1074 nt
Organism: Thermothielavioides terrestris NRRL 8126
Lineage: Eukaryota; Fungi; Ascomycota; Sordariomycetes; Sordariales; Chaetomiaceae
Exons: 1
Coding region: 1-1074 (357 amino acids)
Molecular function (GO): protein binding
Source: RefSeq, a predicted model, not a curated record